CCUGUCUCUUUAACCAGAGCCGCCUUUCCGCUUUAUUUCGCGAGAUUUUAGCUUGGCGCCGUGAGCCCCCAUGUGAGAAGCAGUUUCCUAGUAAACACUCCCUUUGCAGCUUAGCCAUGGCUUCCCAUCCCUUGUAAAAAUAGAUCCAAAACAUCACCAAGGGGCACCUCGGCGAGACAAGCGACACAUUAGCUGUGGACUCGGUGCUGCUCGCCCUCCCUCAUCCCCGCCAGGCGUUUUUAUUUUAUUUUUAAUUCUCUUUUGUUGGCUCAUCUGCCGUUCUCUUAACUCAUAUUUUUUUGUCGCAAGCCACAUUAUUAAGAAGGGCAUAGGAAGAUUGCACGGAUUAAACUGGUGCUUUUAUAUUGCUUCUCCACUGGUGCUAAGUGGGCAGCGCCACAAUGUGGAUCCAGGUCCGAACCAUAGAUGGCUCCGAAACCCACACCAUAGACGACUUGUCGCGGCUGACCAAGAUUGAGAGUCUGAGGCUGAAGAUCCAGGACACCUUCAACGUCACACCAGACCGGCAAAGGCUCUUCUACCGGGGCAAACAGCUAGAAGAUGGACAUACCCUUUUUGACUAUAAUGUUGGCUUGAAUGACAUCGUCCAGCUAUUAAUUCGCUCACAGUCAGAUGGUUCUACUUCUUCCCUGAAGAAAAAAGAUGGGGAUAGGGCUCACAGUAAUGCUACCAACAAGUCCAGAGUCAGCGCAACUUCCGCUCUGCCAUCAACAUCAGCGAGAGCAUUCCUCAUUGAUCCAGGCAUUGGAAUUUAUAAGAUUAACGAGUUGGUCGAUGCCCGUGAUGUCAGUAUAGGAGCCUGGUUUGAAGCUCAUGUUGAGAAUGUCACCCAGAAUAAAAAAGCACAGAAGAAUGGCAAAGCUUACUUGAAAGGUGGACAUUCUUACAGAGGAACCAAUGGAAACCUGGAACAUUCAAGAGAAAACUCCCAUGUUGUGGAUUCUAACCCUUCAACUUCUUAUAAUGACAUUUUGGAUGACGAUGAAAAUAUUAUUUAUCACAUCAAGUAUGACGAUUAUCCAGAAAAUGGUUUGGUGGAAAUGAAGUUGCCCAACCUGCGGCCAAGAGCAAGAACUUUACUAAAGUGGAGUGAUUUCAAAAUUGGUGACAAAGUCAUGGUGAACUACAAUGUCGAAACUCCAGAGGAGCGUGGAUUCUGGUUUGAUGCUGAAAUAACAAACCUGAAGGAAAUGUCAAGAACUAAUAAAGAAGUUUUUGCUAAGAUAUUUUUGGGUGGCCCUGAGGAUGUAAUAAAUGACUGCAAGAUAACAUUUGCAGAUGAAAUAUACAAAAUAGAAAAGCCUGGAGCUUACCCACUAUCAUCUGGCGAUGGCGAAUUCAAAAGAAAAAGUGGGCCUGAGUGUAAGCACUGUAAAGCAGAUCCAGAAACCGAAUGCAGGUUCUGUUCAUGCUAUGUGUGCGGUGGAAAGCAGGAUGCUCACAUGCAACUUCUAUGUGAUGAAUGCAACAUGGCUUACCAUAUAUACUGCCUGAAUCCACCUUUAGAAAAGAUACCAGAAGAUGAAGACUGGUAUUGCCCUUCCUGUAAAAAUGAUGCUACAGAAGUGGUAAAAGCUGGUGAAAAACUGAAGCAGAGUAAAAAGAAAGCAAAGAUGCCUUCCGCAAGCACUGAAAGCCAGAGGGACUGGGGAAAGGGAAUGGCUUGUGUUGGCCGCACAAAGGAAUGCACUAUUGUUCCAUCCAAUCACUAUGGCCCUAUCCCAGGGGUCCCUGUUGGUGCUACAUGGAAGUUCAGAGUGCAGGUUAGCGAAGCCGGUGUCCACAGACCUCAUGUGGGCGGCAUCCAUGGGCGCAGCAAUGAUGGGUCCUAUUCUCUUGUUUUAGCUGGAGGUUUUGAAGAUGAAGUGGAUCGAGGUGAUGAAUUCACCUAUACAGGGAGUGGUGGCCGUGAUCUUUCUGGAAACAAAAGAAUUGGUGAACAUUCUUUUGAUCAGACAUUGACUCACAUGAACAGGGCCCUGGCCCUAAACUGUGAUGCGGCUCUGAACGAUAAAGAUGGUGCAGAAUCGAAGAACUGGAGAGCUGGGAAGCCAGUCCGUGUGGUUCGUAGUUCUAAGGGUCGCAGAAUCAGCAAAUAUGCCCCUGAAGAUGGCAACAGAUAUGAUGGCAUUUACAAGGUUGUUAAAUACUGGCCGGAAAUAGGCAAGUGUGGGUUUCUGGUCUGGCGCUACCUUCUAAGGCGUGAUGAUGCUGAGCCUGCUCCCUGGACUCCAGAAGGCAUGGAGCGGUCAAAAAACCUAGGCCUUACAUUACAGUUCCCUGAAGGGUAUUUGGAAGCUAUGGCUAACAAAGAAAAGAAGGAUAAGGUGAAAAAGCCUGUAAGAUCAGAGACCAGCAGCCCAGUCAAUCAGAAUCUCCACAACAGCAGCAACACAGCAAACCAGCAGCCACCAAGCAGCCCAGAGCAAGCCACUAGUCCAGUCAGACGAGUGAGUCAGAAGUUCAGCUGCAGCCAAAGCAAUGGGAACCAGAAAAGAGCAGUGGAAGAUGAGGACAAAGAGAUCAAGCCCCCUGUCAAGUCUAUGAAACUGUCAGAAGAUUCAAAAGGAGAGGCUUUCCAGCUCACUCAGCAACAGCAGUGGUUGAUAGGAGAGGACACACUGAAUCAGAAACUAUGGGACGAAGUGCUCGUAUCCAUCAAGGAAGGACCUAAAUUUCUAAAGAACGUUGAACAAUCUUUCAUGUGUGUCUGCUGCCAGGAGCUUGUAUACCAACCUGUCACAACUGCGUGCCUCCAUAAUGUGUGCAAAAGCUGCCUGCAACGUUCUUUCCGAGCAGAGGUCUACACCUGUCCUGCUUGUCGCUAUGAUCUAGGCAAGUCAUACAACAUGGUUGCUAACAAAAUUUUACAAACGCUUCUUGACCAGUUUUUCCCUGGAUAUAGCAAAGGCCGGUGAUUUUUUUUUUUUUUAGGCUUUUGUGGCUUGUUCUCUUUUUGACUUUUUAUAAAAUUUUAACAGACAUAUAAGACAAUUUAAAAGUAAAACAGAUUAGCAGUGGACCAACAGCAUCCAUGGAAAUCAGUAAAAAAACGACACAUCUUAUUCUCAAAAGUUCAUUUUUGGACAAUACCAUCAUCGCUCCCCAUUUUGAAUAACCAUAAUGACGGACUGGCUGACACAUUUAAGGUCCUACUUGUUUAAUUUGGCUGCCCAUGAACAUCAGAAGAAUGAAUGUGUGGAGAGACACAAAAAUCAGGACAACUGGUGUUGAGCAAACCCACUGCCUCUUGGAUGGUUAGUUGUGUCUGGUCUAUAAGAUUUAUCAGCUCUGGUAGGACCACAACUUGUUGACUCUUCUAGGGCUUAAGGGAGCAAAGUUCACUGACAGCACUUAGAACAUUUUUAGAUUUAAAAUCAGCAGUUUACUGUGCUUUACCCCCCCCCCCUCUUCUUUCCUGGAUUCAUUCUAUACUGUUUCUGCAUUACCUUUUUUUUAUUUUGCAAAGCCUAUUUGUAGUUUAUUAUGUUAAGCUUUUCUGCAGGUUGACUACUAAUAACAAUAUGUAUGCGUUGUUGCUGCAUUAAUGUAAGUGAUCUGUGUUGUUAAUUUUUUUUCUGUUUUUUUUUUUUGUUUUUACUUUUUCGCUCAUGUUUUCUGCACUUAGAAAUAAUCAAGUCAAUCUAGCUAGGUAAAGAAUAUUUUCUAUAAGUGGUCACUUUUGUAUCAUUUUAAAAUGGUAUGACUUGUAUAUGAUAAAUGGUAAUACCGAGCAUUGCUGGUGGGUGCUAGUCAUAGGUCUGAGGGUCUGAAAUGGUUUCCUUUUGUGAUCUCAAAUUUUAUACAACUUAGAAUCCCAGAAAUAUACCUUAUUAAAUAUUUUCUGACUCUUGAAAUGAAGCUUAUGAUUUUUGCUGCUCUAUGCUACAGUACAGUAGAUGUAGUGAAUUAACCUUGUUUUGGACAAUGUUUUAUAUAUAUAUAUAUAUAUAUAUAUAUAUAUAUAUAUACAUUUAUUGUCAGAUUUUCUAAGAAAAUGCCCCUUUUCUGAGCUUUGUUACAUGAGCUUGUGUUUCGAUACUGGCAUAAAGUGACUUCUGUAUUGUUGGUUGUAUGAUCAUCUGGUUAGUAGGGAUGAAGAAGCAUGUUCAUAGCCAUCUGGUUUUUGUAAGGUCAGAAGAUUGUUACCACUAUAUAACAGCCUCAUAUUAUUUAUAACCAUAUAAUGACUUUUCAUUGUGGUCAUGGAAAUGUUUUUUCCCCCUAUUUUCCCCUUUUUAAUGCAAAUAAACCACUAUGCUGCUGGA
This is a messenger RNA of Xenopus laevis (African clawed frog), 4289 nucleotides long. RefSeq names its product ubiquitin-like with PHD and ring finger domains 2, E3 ubiquitin protein ligase S homeolog (gene uhrf2.S). Gene Ontology annotation, molecular function: ubiquitin protein ligase activity; histone binding; ubiquitin-protein transferase activity. Bases 402 to 2939 code for a protein of 845 amino acids. The transcript has 16 exons. Gene Ontology annotation, cellular component: nucleus; chromosome. Lineage: Eukaryota; Metazoa; Chordata; Amphibia; Anura; Pipidae. Gene Ontology annotation, biological process: negative regulation of gene expression via chromosomal CpG island methylation; protein ubiquitination. The record is from RefSeq and is a predicted model, not a curated record.